GCGCUGCUGCGGGCACGGCGCUGCUGCUCGCCCGGCCAGGCCGCCAGCCCCCGCCCGCCGAGCCGAGCCUGCCGGAUCGAGCCGAGCCAUGGCGCCACUGGUGCUGUACCACUGGACGCAGUCCUUCUCCUCGCAGAAGGUGCGCUUGGCCAUAGCCGAGAAAGCGCUCCAGUGCGAGGAGCACGAUGUGAACCUGCCGCUGAGCGAGCACAACGAGCCGUGGUUCAUGCGCCUGAACGCCUCGGGAGAGGUGCCUGUGCUGAUCCACGGGGAGAACAUCAUCUGCGAGGCGACGCAGAUCAUCGAUUACCUUGAGGCCACCUUCGUAGAUGAGGAAGUACCAAGAUUAAUGCCAGAAGAGGGGAGCAUGUAUUAUCCGAGGGUGCAACACUACAGAGAGCUCUUGGACUCCUUGCCCAUGGAUGCCUACACGCAUGGCUGCAUCCUGCACCCCGAGCUGACAGUGGACUCCAUGAUUCCAGCCUAUGCCACCAGCAGAAUUCGUAGCCAAAUAAGCAACACGGAAUCAGAGCUGAGGAAACUUGCAGAAGAGAAUCCAGACCUUCAAGAUGCCUAUAUAGCAAAACAGAAGCGCCUUAAAUCUAAGCUGCUGGAUCAUGAUAAUAUAAAAUACCUAAAGAAAAUCCUGGAUGAACUGGAAAAAGUUUUGGAUCAGGUGGAGACUGAAUUGCAGCGGCGAAAUGAGGAAACCCCAGAAGAUGGGAAUCAGCCCUGGCUCUGCGGUGAUUUCUUCAGCCUGGCCGACGUGUCCCUCGCCGUCACCUUACACCGCCUCAAGUUUCUGGGGCUGGCAAGAAGAAACUGGGGGAAUGGGAAGCGACCCAACUUGGAAGCCUAUUACGAGCGUGUCCUGAAGAGAAAAGCCUUUUGCCAAGUGCUGGGGCACGUCAACAACAUCUUGAUCUCGGCUGUGCUGCCGACGGCGUUCCGCGUGGCCAAGAAGAGGGCUCCUAGGGUGCUGGGCACCACGCUGCUGGUCAGCCUGCUGGCAGGGGUGGGGUACUUGGCUUUCCUCUGCCUUCGUAAGAGGUUUCCCAACAUGAUGGUAUCCAUUAGAACCAGGCAAAGCUAUUUUUAGGCAUGUCCCUCCCUGGCUGUGAGUGGAAGACACCUCUGCUCUGCCAGGAAAUCAUCCCCUGUGAAAUACAGAAGUAGCAGCAAGUUAUCUCCAUCAGUUAGAACAUCAUCACCCAGGGAUUGCCACCUGCUGUUGUGUCACUGGAUUGACAACACUGAGAGACUUGGACAUACGUGCUAGAGGGACAGCAAGGGAAAGAAGAGGCCUUCUCUUAAGGCAAGGACUCUAAGGGCUGUGACAGUGCUUUGCUGAAGUGAUGAUUGUCUCCUUUCCCCAGCAGCUGACCUAAUUACCAUGCUUUUAUUUGAUAGCUGUGCAGCAGUGUGACAGCUCCUCACUGUGGGUGAAAUGCCUUGCUGUGCAAAAACCAGCCCAGCUCCAUCACUGAAACAGCACUGAGCUGAACUGCUCAGAGUAAGCUUUCAGUGGAAUGUAGGCCCUGUAUCUGUGAGUGAGCAUGUCUCUGCUGAUGAACGUCCACUGACUGCAGCUGGACCUUCAGGUAUCAACUAAAAAGUACUUUUGUGGACCUACAUUCCUUGGUGUGUGUUUGUGCGUGCGGGGAGAGACACAAAUCACGUGAACAUCAGUGAUCUGUGGGCUCCAGGGGGAUCAGCAGAGACAGCAGACUUCUGCUGAGAUAGAAACACAAGUGAAAAACCUGACACUGGAUGUUUGAAAGCCUGUUGGGUAGCCUUUGACCCAGCCAAAUGCCCAGCUCAGCUUCUUGUGCUUCUUAAGCAAAUCAUACAGAGGACGAGCAAUUACAGAGAAACCUGGGAUGUGUUUUCUCCAGUAACCCAAGGUGCCUAACAAUUGUUGUAGCUCCUUUUUGUUUUGGGGUAUCUGGCCCUUUUCAAUCUCUUGUAAGGUAUCCUCUGGAACGGACACUGCACCUGCUACCCACCAGGAUCCCAGGAAUUUAACCUCCUGGCUUGGGCCUUGACACUUCUCCUUUGGAAUAGUCAGUCCUUGGUCAGUCAAUAGCUUCCAAAUGUCCCUGCCCAUUCCAUGCCCAUGCCCUGCCUGAGUCAUGGAAUCACUAAAUUGUUUCGGUUGGAGAAGCCCUUUAAGGUCACUGAGUCCAACCAUUCUCUAACACUACCAUGGCUGGUGGCUAAACCACAGCCCUCAGCACCACAUCUCUGCCUCUCUGAAACACCACCAGGGUUGGGGAUUCAACCACCUUUCCAGUGGCUGAGAACUUUUUCAGGGAAGAAGUUUUCUCUAACGUCCAACCUUAACCUCCCCUGGGACAACUUGAGUCAAGCCAAACUCUCAUGUGCACAUUUCCUGCUUCCAUUCUGUCAGCUCCUUCCUAUUCUCUUGCAGGGAGCCUGAUGGCAGUUGUAUCCACCCGAGUAUCCCAUUUCCCCUCUGAGUACGAGCUGGUUUUUGCAGUCUGCUCAGCUAUUGCAGGUGCCUCUGUAAAAUGUUUGCCCACGAAGUGCCACAGCCAAGGAGUAAAGGUGGGCACAGCAACACAGUGUGUAAAAAGGACUGAAACUGGGUCACUCUUUCAUUCUGGUGACAGCCUGGACUGAAGGUGGAGCUGUAAUCCAACAUCUCUUUGCUUGGGACAGGUGUCAUUUGGUGGCAAGCAAAAAAUGCAGGUCACUUUGGAGGCAGGUGACCUGUGUUGCAGGUGUUUUGUGAAGCUGCACUCGUGUAGCUGGCAGGCAAUGUGCAGAAACCCACUUGGAUCUCUGCCUGCUGUGUAGGAGGUGCUGAGAGCUUUGUUAGGUUUGACUUGAGCUCCUGUCUCACAGUCAAAGGCACCUUGGUGGAGGCACCAUCCCUGGAGGUCUUCAGGAAGAGACUGGAUGAGGCACUUGGUGCCAUGGUCUAGUUGACUGGCUGGGGCUGGGGGAUAGGUUGGAUUGGAUGAUCUUGGAGGUCUCUUCCAACCUGGUUGAUUCUAUGGUUCUAUGAUUCACCUGGAGGAAGGCUGGAAAUGGUCCUGCAAAGAGACAGCAACUAGGAAAGGCUGAAAAUUCUCAUCCUUCAGCAAGACUUUGGUGAAUGUGGGAAAGCCUCAGGGUUUUGUUUACAAGCUGGAGAGAAUGGCAACAAACUUCAAGGGUUUGCCUACCAGCAUCCAGUGCCAUCAGGUCCAAGUGCAUUUCUGAUCCAGUGCUGGUGGCUGUGGUCUCUACACAAUUGCUGUGAGCUCCAAGAGUAUCCACUGCCAAGUCUGGUGGAGUGAGCUGAGGCAGUUUGGUGUGGUGCUUGUAAAGUUUCUUUGCAGUCUGGCUUAUUUCCUUUGCUCUGAUACCUCUGGACACUGCUGUGACUGAGAACACCAGCACUCUUUGGCUUUUCAGUUGCUGCUUGCUCUAUCACACCUCAGAUAUGUUUUGUCAGAUCUCUGUAUGUAGGACCUGCACAAUAAACACCACUUCCAAAA
Molecule: messenger RNA, 3506 nt
Organism: Pogoniulus pusillus (Red-fronted tinkerbird)
Lineage: Eukaryota; Metazoa; Chordata; Aves; Piciformes; Lybiidae
Gene: GDAP1
Product: ganglioside induced differentiation associated protein 1
Exons: 6
Coding region: 89-1099 (336 amino acids)
Biological process (GO): mitochondrial fusion; mitochondrial fission
Cellular component (GO): mitochondrial outer membrane
Source: RefSeq, a predicted model, not a curated record